AUGGAUGGGUUUCAUUUGAUAGUGUUGGGAUUCGAUCAAGAAUCUUUGGAUCGUCAUCAUGCUAGCUUCACAACAGAUGGAAGAGAAAGCUUGGAAUGGCAUCCAGAAAGAGGUGACGAUGAGCUUAGGCCGCGUCUAGAAAUGCUUAAGGAACCGUAUGAAGAAAAGCAGAAUGGCCAUCAUAUUAUAGACUUUCCUUUAGAAAUUCCUCAGACACCUUCUCAAACACCGGCUGUGACAAAAAGACCGGCAAGUGCCGAUAUGGCGACGAGACAUCGCGCUCAAAAAGCUUUCAUCAGUUCAAACGUAGAUUAUAUAUUCGAUGAUGACUUAAUGCCCCCGUUAAUAGUUGGUAGUGGAGAAGUGUUUGGUGAUACACCGGUUCAGAAGCUGUCUUACAGUGACACUUUCAAGGGUGAACCACACAAUGUGCUGAGAUCACAAUUAAUGGAUACUGCGAAUUCGUCAGCGAUGAAAAAUGACGAGGAGAAUGUCAUGGAGGUGCAAGAUAGUAAUAAUAUGGAACUAGAUGAUUUCGAGUUGCCGAUUACAUGUGAGAAGGGUGCCGCUCAUCGUCGCUUCUUAAGCGAUGACCAGCAAGCAUCGAGACGAAGCGUUCAGUCAGCAUUCAAAAAACAACUGGAUGAGCAACUGAAGAGAGAAUUGGAAUCGCGAGAAGGAGAUGUUGCAAUAAGACAAAGACAGUUGCCGAGCAUGUCGUUAAGAUGCCAAAGUCAACUUAUUCUGGAUAGGAAUGAUGGAUCAUUGGAACCAGCGCCGAGUAAGGUAUGGGAAGGUUUGGCGUCACUUCAGCCCAUCCAUGCCAACUUAUCGGCAUCUACGCCGUCGUUUUGUGAUGAAAAUCAGCCAGACCAGCAGUUUGUUCUUCGACGUAAUGAUGAGGCAAGUACACACUCGCGUUUAGAAGCACCAUCCAAAAUGAGUGUUGAAAAUAAAGGUACUGCAGUGCUCACCGAUCAGUCAUCUAUUGAGCGUAAUUGGGCUGAGCUAAUGCCAGCGACGUUUGGUGCUCAUCAGGUGAUCGGACCAGUGCAACGUCCAACACGAUUGGGACACAACUUGAGUGCAGUUGGUGAUUCGAGUGCAAAGUUAGUUGAUAAGAGAAGAGUGGAUAGCAAACAGGUGAGACGCACGAGUGGUUUACUGGAUCUCUUUCCAAGCUAUCGCAAAAAGAAGAAUGAUGUGCAUUCAUCUCUGAUUGGUGGUAAACAUGGAGUGGAUCGUCGAUCUACAGUUGAUGGUGAAGACGUCGCAACAAAGGGUCUUCCAGAUGCUCUGGUUAAAGCGCUUCAAGAUCGUCCGAACACAAUCGGCGGAUCCGUUGGUCGUCGUGUAGCAACCGAAGUGCAAGGAAUGACAACAGAAUUUCGUCCUGAUCUUAAUAAAAAGAAAUGGGCUGAUCUGCAGUUAUGGAGUAUUGAACCUGCUUCAUGGUCCGAUUUUCACACUGAACUUGCAGUGAAUAAACGUGAGAGAAAAAAGCAGAAUGUAAUUUUUGAACUUUAUCUCACUGAAAAGCACUAUUGUCAAGUGCUCAUUAUUCUUCAACAGGUAUAUCAAGAAGGAUUACGCAUUAAGAAUUUGCUUUCAAGUGAACAAAGGGCAGAGUUGAUUCCACCUGUGCUCGAUGCACUGCUUGAUUUCCAUUUGAAUCUCUUACGUUUGCUAUGCGCAAAAAGAUCUGAGAAACCCGUAGUGGAUACAAUUUCAACCAUCAUUUACACGGAAUUCGAAAAAACAGAACGUUGUAAAGCGGCCGUGUUACAUGCAUACGUUGAAUUCCUUUCCAAAAAAACUCAGUGCGAGAAGUUGUAUGAAGAAUGGUGCGCAAAGGAUUCAGAUCUGCGCAAAUUUUUCGAUAAGUAUGAAAAUGAUCCGAAGUUCAAGGAUCGCACAUUCAAAAUGUGCUUAUUACUGGUUGCGCAAAGAGUGACUAAGUAUCCCGUUCUCCUCAGCCAGCUUUUAAAACUCGAAAGCGAACAGUAUAAGGAGGAAACUUUUCGUGCUGUCGAAGCCACUAAAACAGUUGUGUAUCGUAUCAACAAAGAAUUAGAAGAGUUGGAAUUGAAUAAACAAUGGGAUGCAAUCCGAUCUCGCAUCGAUCGAUCAUCGUUGGGAAAGAUCACACAAGACAAAUUUUUAACAUAUGAUGAACUAGCAGAAACAGGAGGUGUUGGUCAACGACGCAUUUUGAAUAUCGCAAAAGCGCGUUAUUCUAAUACAACGAAAAAAUCGGAUGAAGGUAUCGAUGUAGUUCUGUUGUUGUUCUCUGAUUACUUGAUAUUACUGUCAGCGCCGGUCAGCGGUAAGAAUAAGUAUGUAUUCUGUGAUUGCGGAUCAGCAGGAUGCCCCGUAAUCGCGCUGAACACGUUGAUUCUUCGUGAUAUACCACGCAAAACGUCUGUUUUUGUGGUUAUGGAUCAGAAGCCAUGUUUCGAUCUGUUCGUUCUCUCGUUUGCCACAAAGAAUGAUCUCGAGCAGUGGAAGUAUGCUAUUGAAGCUGCUAAAGGAUCUCAGCCUUUGCGUUCACUCGAAGAUGGCAGCAGAAAAGAAGAGUCAAGAGCAGCGCAAGAUGAGAGUUUUGUUUUGGAAACGAAUCCCGAAGACGUGCAGUAUAAUGCAGAGAUGGAUAAAUGGGAAGAAGAAGUGAGAAAACAUUUCGAACUUCGUAACAAAGAAGAAAAGGACGCGGCCAGUUAUCUGUGGAAAAGAAGAGAAUGGUUCGUCGAGCUACGUAAUCUUGUCGAAAGAAUACCAGUCAAAUCUGACACUGACGAAGAAAAGAAAAAGGAGGUUGUGGAAAAGGUGAAAAGGGAUAUUUGGGAAAGGUUCAAACAAUCGCGCAAAUCAAGACGUCUUUCGAUGGUACAUGAUUCUGCUUUGCGUUUGUGGGAAGAAGGCUUUAACCCUUAUUUCGAUACCGUUCAUGAUUCGAGCAUUCAUACAUCUGAUUCGAACAGUUCGUUAGAGGGAGAUGAGAAACGGUUGUUACCUAAACGCACGUCGACAUUUCAUGGCACUUCGCCUCAUCGAGGCGCUUCUGAAACACCGAUUAGACGCCGUACAACUGAGCCAGAACUGAGUACUGAUCGCAGACGGAUUGAUAAUGGAAUCGAUGCCACAUUCAAUGAAGAGAAGUUCAGUAAGAUUCCAUUGGGUUUGAGUGAGAGUGCGCAACGUGCUGUUGAGCGACUCCUUCGUGAAAGCAUCGAAUGUCAUGUUGAGAAUAGUCAACUUCGCAGUGAAAAUGCAAUGCUGCAAAUUCAGCUGGCUGCACUCAAAACACGUCGUUUAGAAACAGCACCAACGGCUGUUCUUGAAGCGAUGCGUAAGAAACUUCAAGAUUUGCAGAAAGCCGAAGAAGCGUUUCAGAAACGUGUGCGGCAUUUGGACGAUAGAGAGAAGGCUGUAGAAGAGCGAGAGAAACAAGUGGAAGAGCAGUUCAAUACAUUGUGUGGGAUAAUGAAUCCAGAUCCACCAGUGACACUACAUCGCCCGCAGGGUGCAACAAGACCAGCAAGUAUGAGCGGUGUUACUUUUCGUUCGGGGUCUGCGAUUAAUGAGCGAUCACCGGUAACAGUCGCUCAAGCCGGACCACUGGGAAAGUCUUCGAGCAGUUCAUCUAUGCCACUGCAUCUGGUUGAAAAGACUUCCAAAAUACUUCGCAGUAAGAAAAAUUGA
Molecule: messenger RNA, 3702 nt
Organism: Anisakis simplex (herring worm)
Lineage: Eukaryota; Metazoa; Nematoda; Chromadorea; Rhabditida; Anisakidae
Source: the annotation of a GenBank genome assembly